Messenger RNA from Batrachochytrium dendrobatidis JAM81, 1194 nucleotides. RefSeq lists its product as uncharacterized. The record is from RefSeq and is a predicted model, not a curated record. The transcript is spliced from 6 exons. NCBI's taxonomy places the organism in Eukaryota, Fungi, Chytridiomycota, Chytridiomycetes, Rhizophydiales. Gene Ontology annotation, cellular component: endoplasmic reticulum. Gene Ontology annotation, biological process: macroautophagy. Bases 1 to 1194 code for a protein of 397 amino acids.
AUGACCAGCAUUCGGAGUCUGCAGACUACCCAUUCUCGGGCUUCAAAGCAUAUCCGCAGCAUUGUUCCAUCCGAGUCUAGCCAUCAAAAUACUACAAGCGAUGUAGGCCAGCCACAGUCUCGAGAAUCAAGUCUGUUUGGAUCAGACAAUUCGACUCGAAAGACUUUGCAUAAUGAUAGCCAUGCCACCAAUCCAUCCACUCUAGCGGAUACCAAGACAAAAUUAGACAGGCCAUCUCAAGUAGCAUUAUCAAAGCCAUUUAUGUUGGCAGGCUCAUAUAUCUGGGCUGGGUUACAGGAUUCUUUUGCUUGGCCCAUUACCCUCUUUGUUGUUUAUGGAUCCACUACUUUGAAAACUAGAAUGAUGCAGUGUGUGUUUCUCAAUGGGAUUAUAUUUCUGGGAUCUGUUUUGAUUUUCAACAAUCUAGUAUCGCCUUUGGCAAAACUAUGUUUAGAGUCCUUGUGCAAGUCCUUGAAUAUUUCUGAAGACACUGAGGCCAUUAUCCGUUAUCUUGGAUCUGCAAUCUCUGGGUUAUAUUAUGCAAGUAUUGCUUGGAUUUAUCCUCUGUAUGCGUUCAGCUUUUUUGUCAACAGUCAGUGGUAUCAAGAUAUUGCCAAUAGGUCAUAUGAAAUAUUUGUCGGAAAGCCCAAAACGCAAUCGAAAUCUAUCCCAACACUUAUCAAGAAUGCAGCUAGUGAUACAUACAGAGGAUUGAUGAUUUUUAAUUUUUUUGUUCAAGUGGCAUUGAUAUAUCAUGUUCCAUUCAUUGGUCCUGCUUUUAGUUACAUUUUAUUGAAUUUCAUACUUGCUUUUUUUGCAUUCGAGUACAAAUGGGCCAAUCGUAAUUGGUCUUUUGUUCAUCAGAUUGAAUUUUUCGAGUCACACUGGGCAUACUUUUUUGGAUUUGUACUAACUUUACCGCUACUGGGAUACUCAGGGUUUCCUAUGGCUCUAAUGGUGAUUUUGUUUCCAAAAACUGUAAAUCUUGGCUGGUUUGCAUUGGUUUUUCCAAUGUAUAUUAUCAUGGCAAACCGUGCCAAGCCUUUGCCAAUCCACAAGGAUCUGGUACAUGUUUGGUAUUUACCAGUUAGAAUGCCCAUAUUUUUAUUUGCUCAAUAUGCAAGUACAAUGAUAAUAUCUUGGAUAAAACGUCGUCGAGAAACAUUGUCAUCUACUGCUUCAAUCGUGCAAUGA